Molecule: messenger RNA, 4661 nt
Organism: Vollenhovia emeryi
Lineage: Eukaryota; Metazoa; Arthropoda; Insecta; Hymenoptera; Formicidae
Exons: 9
Coding region: 1065-3398 (777 amino acids)
Source: RefSeq, a predicted model, not a curated record
AAGGAUAAUAAAUAUAUGUGAUAUAAAAAUGUUAAAUACGAUGAUAAAGUAAUGUAUGGAUAAGUAAUAUAUUUUUUCAUGUUAAUGCUUUAUCAGUACUUGUAACUAUUAUAUUAUUGAUAACAACUCUUAUAACGCAGAGAAGAUGACACAUAUUUAUUUAUUUCUAAGCUAAGAAAUCAUUUUCCUGUCUUAAACUUUGCCUUAAACUUUAUGUUACCCUGGAUAAUUCUCAAAAUCCCUGUUAAUUAAUUUCUGAGUUUACAGGAUUUCGUCACUUGGGAUCGAUAACAGAAAUAAACCGUGAAAUACUUUGGGGACAAUAAGUAUUUAUUAUCUGUGUUGGAAAUUAAUAAUUUAACUUAAUACACUGACAUCUCGUAUAUUGAUUCCAAUUUUAUUCCAUAUAUUAAUAUAAAAUAUUAACGCAAAAAUAAUAUUUAUAAUUCUUUUCCAAUGUAAAAUUCACAUAGUUCCUAUUUACGAAGAACUAAUCAUCCCAAACAAAAAAUUGAUAUUAGAAAUCGAUUUUUCUAAAGUUACGAUUUUCCAGAGCACGUUUAACUUGAACUAUUCACAGGAGUUCAAUAUUUAAUAUGUUAUCGAACUAUUUUUAACCACCUUGCGUUCCAAUAUCCCCUCAUGAAGCGUUCGGAAUUUACGUUUCUUAGAGAAUGUCGAUGGAAACUAAGACAGAGGUUUCCUUAUACAAAAAUAACAAGCCUGUGAAUCAUAACAUAACAUAGACCGAUAAAUUUAACACUGCUCCAUUUAAACUCUAAAGAUAAACAACUGACCAACAAGCCAGGUGCUUUAUGUGGGCAUGUGUACCCCCUCCAAUCCUCUUCAGCUAAGAUCAAUAAUCCUAACUGAAGGGAGACAGUGGUUGUAUUCAGUGAGAAGGGGUGCGUGAAUCAAGUCAUUCUAUAGGUAAAGCCUGUUGCUGCUACCACAUUUCACAAGUUCGCAGAACGUGCUACAUUAAACGCCACAUUAACUGUCUACCAUAAGACUGACUACCAAUUACAAGAUUCAGUGAUGUGCUGUGGACAUAUCGAGGGAUUAUGGAUAAGCUGGCUAAUUUGACUCGUGGUAUAAACACAACAGCCCCAGUACCUGUUGUAGGACAGAAUUGUGUGUCAAAUGCAUCAAACUCUGUGUUCCUAGACAAAUCACUGGUCACUGCACCGUCAUGGAGUGCGAUACAGCAAGACAUAAGAUGGGCGUUUCUACUACACGCUUACAGCUUUGCAUGCCUCUUUUUCGUACUGGGGUUUUACACGUUCUUCUCCAUUCUAAAUUUAAGAUCUCUCAUAUCAACCAGGCCGUUUAUGUCUACGAUUAAUAUAUUCCUAUGUUUACUCGGGGCAUCCAGAGCCGCUUCCCUGUUCAUAGAUGCGUACAAUCUUAAGGAGAUUCUGCCCAAAGUCAUUGGCUCAAUUAUAUGGGACAUUGGAUAUCCAUGCAUCACGUCCGCCUUUUGUUUGAUACAACUGGCUUUCCUGCAACUGACGAAGCUGAAAUUUGGUCCAGAGAAGAUACAGAAGGAAUCCUGCCUCAGUCUCAUUAUAACAGCACACUUCUUCUUCGUAAUCGCCAGCGAUAUUGUUCUAUCCUCUCACAAUUGCUACAUGGCCAAAUAUAUGGUCCAAGCGGCAUUUCUCGUCUGGAGCAUUCUUCUUUACCUCGCGUUCCUACAUGCGGCUUACAAGGUUGAUCAUCUGCUCCGGACUAUGCCAAGCAGCAUGUUGACGCGGGACAAUUCCAAUGCGCAUCAAAAAGGUAUCAUGCAACUCGCGAUGUUGGCACCGUACAGCAAUCUGGCGACUUCGGUCGCUGCUGCGCUGGUACCUACUUUACUUGGUCCGGCUAGGAUGAAAGGCCCGGAAGAAAGUGAGCCUGCAAACGUGAAUAAAAGUACAGAAGAAGCACCCGCGGAGGAAGAAUCGCGCGUUACAAUCACCGCCAAGGUGUGCAAGGUAGAGGGACCAGUGCCAAAGGAAGUACAGAAUACUACGAUACCUACGUGCACCGUACAAUCGCCGUUGCAGGAACAACGGUCCUCGGUACCGGAAGUCUACGUUAGACCACCCACCCCUACCCCAUCGACCGCUAAUCUGCCGAUUAUAACCGUAUCCAGCCCGAGUCGUAGAAGCUCCAUGGCCAGUCGACGAGACAGCGAUACGUCCACCAAAUCAUCACGCAGGAAUUCAGAAUGUAGCGUUAGAUUUGUAAACGAUGAAAAUUCGACGGAAUACAAACGUACGACGGAGGGCAGCCCCAGACCUUUGCCAAGGAUGCGAGAGGAGUUUGAGAGGAAUCGCUCGCCCGAGAGCCCACGACGAAACUCUGAGAAUAUUACGCCGACAGGCAGCACUAGAGAGCUGAGACGAUGUUCCGAUUUUACCCACGAGAAGAAUCGUGGCUCGCAAUUCGCCGUCAAGCUCAGAAGGAAUAGCGAUUUUGGUAACAGAACGCCGAAAAGAAUGUUGCUGCCUGACGAACAUUCCAGAUUGCCCAAAGUUCUGGAUCUUAGCCCCACAGGUUCAAGACGUAAUUCCGAUAUUGGUGGUUUUAUGUCACCAACUAGAUCUGACUCGCGUAGAAAUUCCGAGAGUUCCUAUCGACGCAAUUCCGAAUUUGUUCACAUUAAGCCGUUAAUGAUAAAUCGUCGAAGCAGCGAUAUCAGUAUUAGAACUCUAGACAGGAGUCCUACGCACUUUCAGAGUAUAGUACCUAUUAAGACGGAGGUGCAGGAGAAAUCUGAAUCAGAUUCAGAUCAUCCUGAUUGCAGUGAGAAAGCGCAACUGAUGAACGAAAAGUCGAAGAGUAAAGACGAAGAGCCGAAAGUACGCAAAAAGAAUUUGUCAUGGAAUGAUAAAGCUAUUGAAGACCCGGAGGACAUUACGCCGGAGACUAACUUGCUUCCCGAAAAUACGCCUGGUGAAGCGAGAAUUAUGGGCACGGACUUUACUCUUCACUCGAUACUGAAUCACAUCGCGUACGUGAACCGAGCGAAAUCCGAUACGCCGCUGCACAUACCGGAAGCGGAUACCGCAGUUGCCAGGAAAUCUCAGAUGCAAAAAGUAUUAAACGUUACGCGCGCUACUGCGAUUUUAGGGAUCCUCCUAUGCGUCACGGAUGCCUUUCGUAUUUUUGGACCAUACGGACUCUUUGCUGAAACCGUACCAUACGGUACAGAACCAGCACCGACGCAGUUUCCCACGCCAUGGCCCUGGCUGCUGUAUCAAACAAUACCCAGGAUAUUUGAAUUUGUUAUGGGCUGCGCCAUGGCGAAUAUAACAAAACAGCCGUCAGCAAGUCCGCGACAUCAGUAUUUGAGUAAUUAUCCUAAUUAUUCCCCGCGCGUAAACCGAGGUAAUAAUCCUUACAUAUAAAGCAAUAGUUUAUCUAGCGAUAAGGGUAAUCGUAAUCCAAAAUCUAAGAUGCCAAAUAGGAAAGUUAUUCUUAAUUUCUUUUAUGGAAAUCUUGAUUACUCUUUCAAGAUUAAUGUAUUUUGUGAUGACUCCGUGAUAAUUUUCAGAAAAAGAUUUUACAUAUCUGUACAUGUAUUGUAUACAUAUUGUAUACACAUCACUCCCAGUAUUCUAAAUGUUUAUUUGACACAUUGUUUUACGAAUUGGUAACAAUUUCUAUCGGAGGAUGCAUGCGAGGGCAUCGCGAUAACCAAAUUUUUAAAAUAGUAGACUUGAAAAUUUUUAUAAGUUUUACAAUUGCACAAUUCUUGGACAAUUUUAUGCAAUUUCUUCUCUAAUUAUAUUUCUCAUGCUACUUUGUCGAUUUUUGUGAUUUCUAAGAUUCAAAAUCUUAAAGUUACAAUGUCAAAAGUUUCUUGAAAGUUUAGUUAGUGCGACCUUUUUGCAAAUUAUAUUCACCUGGUACUUUGUCAAUUUUCGAGAUUUUAAUUUCUCGAGUUUCUAGAAAUUCUUGAUUUUCAGUUAGUGCCACCUUCUUGCUGAUGUAUUCUCCUACUGGUGCUUUCACGAUUUUCGGGAAUGAAAAAUUUUGACAGCGGCCGAUGCAGAUAAUAAAAGUUACUACAUUAUCGACAAUCAAUAAUCGCAAUCUAUUUUAUCGACUGUAGCGAAUUGAUUGUAUCGUUUUAUUAUAAUUAUUGGCAAGUUUUCACUCCCACAAAAAUCAGGAAAGUAUCAAAGGAACAUAAUCAGCAAAGAGGUGGCACUAACUCACGUUCUGAGAAUCGAUAUUCCGACAAUUUCUAGCUUGGUGAACCGCGAAAAUUUAAGAUCUCAAGAGUUGACAAAAUAUCAGGAGAAUAUAAUCAGAUAGGAGGUUGCACAGGCACAUGAUAAAAUAAGAAAAGCAAAGUCUCAAAAAACUUGCUAUACAUAAAGAUACAUAGCAAUAGAUGAGCAUAACAUUCUAAACAUGAAAUAAGUGUUUAAACAGCAUCUACUAACAAAUGCAAUAGUCAAGUAGCAUUUCUAAAAACCACUUUUUAUGCGAAGUGUUCAUUCGAAGCACAUAUUCACAAAAAAAACAGAUAUCUAUUUUUUAAAUUAGAUUAGUUUCCCGAUGAAUUAAUUUAAUGACUUUUACUGUGUUCUCUCAGAAAGAUACAUAUAUAUAUUUUUUUGCUGUUAAACAAAUAUAUACAGAAUAUAUAUAUAUAUCAUUUU